Messenger RNA from Mytilus californianus (California mussel), 1253 nucleotides. Its product is annotated as dehydrogenase/reductase SDR family member 1-like. The record is from RefSeq and is a predicted model, not a curated record. Bases 24 to 1013 code for a protein of 329 amino acids. The transcript is spliced from 9 exons. Lineage: Eukaryota; Metazoa; Mollusca; Bivalvia; Mytilida; Mytilidae.
AACCUCUUUACAGAAUAAAUAAAAUGGCUAGACCUAUGUCUGGAAAAGUAUGUAUUGUUACAGGAGCGACAAGAGGUAUCGGUAAAGGUAUAGCAUUACAGCUAGGACAAGCUGGUGCAACAGUCUACAUAACAGGUAGAACACUAACUUCACCAAAAGAUGAUCCUGUUGGAGGUUCAUUAACAGAAACAGCAGAGGAGAUUGAGAAGAGAGGAGGAAAAUGUAUUCCAGUGCAGUGUGAUCACACCAAAGACAGUGAUAUCGAAGAGUUGUUCGGUCGGGUUUCAAAGGAACAAGAUGGUUGCCUAGAUCUUCUCGUCAACAAUGCAUACGCUGCUGUCAAGGCUAUAGCGGAGAAUGUAGGAAUACCAUUUUGGGAACAACCUAUCUCAAUGUGGGAUACCGUCAAUAAUGUUGGUCUAAGGAAUAACUAUUUAUGUUCGGUUCAUGCAGCAAAAUUGAUGACAGUAAGAAAGUCUGGUCUCAUCGUCAACAUAUCAUCCAUAGGAGGGCUUCGGUAUUUGUUUAAUGUACCAUAUGGUGUUGGCAAAGAGGCCAUGGAUAGAAUGGCUGCAGAUUGUGCUGUUGAACUUAAGAAAAUGAACGUAUCGUUUGUCAGUUUAUGGCCUGGUCUUGUACGGACAGAACAUAUGGAAAAUAUGAUUGAGACAGACGUCAUAAAAAAAUUUGAUAAAGCGGUACCCGAAGAUAUGCCAAAAAUUGAUACGGGUGCCGUGGUCGAAAAAGCAGAGAGCACUGAAUUUGCAGGCAAAGCAAUUGUGGCCUUAGCAACAGAUCCAAAUAUAAUGAAAAAAUCUGGCAGAAUUUUAACAACUGCAGACCUUGGAAAAGAAUAUGGAUUUAAAGACAUUGACGGAAAAGAUCCUCAAAACAUCAGACAGGUAAAGUCCAUUUUAAAACUGAGUCCAAGUACAAGACGGCUUGCCAGUGUUGUUCCAGGUUUUGUUUACAUUCCCAAAUGGAUGUUGGCUGUAGCAGGAAACAAAUUUUAAGUCAUUUCAUUGUUUAUGGAUCAUUUGUUUUAAUAUUACAACAACAACUGUCAAUAUUUUUCUGUAACGUAUAAACACUAUUCAUCCUCUCAACACUGUACUUGUCCAAAUAGAUAUUACAGCUAUACAAUAAUGCAUCAUUUAUAGAAAUCAAAAUUAAAAUGUACAUGUAAAUAUUAUCUUUAUUAGAACUAUCAUUUUGUAUUCAUAAUAUGCAUAAACAUGUUUUCAGCAAUCAAA